Messenger RNA from Carassius auratus (goldfish), 2085 nucleotides. Its product is annotated as zinc finger protein 239-like. The transcript is spliced from 3 exons. The coding region runs from base 1 to 1137 and encodes 378 amino acids. The record is from RefSeq and is a predicted model, not a curated record. Lineage: Eukaryota; Metazoa; Chordata; Actinopteri; Cypriniformes; Cyprinidae. Gene Ontology annotation, molecular function: DNA-binding transcription factor activity, RNA polymerase II-specific; RNA polymerase II transcription regulatory region sequence-specific DNA binding. Gene Ontology annotation, cellular component: nucleus. Gene Ontology annotation, biological process: embryo development; regulation of transcription by RNA polymerase II.
AUGUGGAGCAGGUUUGGGUGCGUGAGACUGAUGGGACAGAAGCUCAGGAUUCAGUCUGGAGCUCAGAGUGAUGAUGAUGAUGACGACAGUGGUGAUGAAGAAGAUGAAGAUUUCAUCCCUCCAGAUGAUAAAGGCUGUUUAUCUUCUGAUGGAGAGACAGACUUAACAUCAAAAGAGCAGCUGACGGUCAAGAGUUUCUCCUGCAGCACCUGUGGAAAAACACUGAGUUCAGAGGGCCAUUUAAAGAGACACGAGAGAAAACACACAGAACAGAAAAGCUUUAGAUGUAGGAGAUGCAAAAUCAGCUUUCCUACCGCAGAAGAGAGGAGAAUUCAUUCAAAAGAGCACAGUGGGAAGAAGGAGUUUCACUGUGAACAGUGCGGGAAGGUUUUUUUCAUUCAUUCUAGUUUAAAAGUUCACUUAAAGACUCACGGUGAAAAGUCUUUCCACUGCAGUGAAUGUGACAAGUAUUUCAGCACCAAAGCAAAUCUUGUUGUUCAUAAGCGAAUCCACACGGGAGAAAGACCACACAAGUGUCCUCACUGCGAGAGAAGAUUCAAUUAUGGAUCUAAUCUAAAGAAACAUAUACGUUUCCACACUAAUGAGAGACCGUAUCAGUGCAGUGAAUGUGGGAAAACCUUUACAAACUCAAGCUCUCUAAAGUCACACCAGAGAAUCCAUUCUGAUGAGAAACCGCUUCAGUGCAAACACUGCGACAAACGAUUCCAUCAUAUUAAUAGUUUGAACAUUCACGAGAGGACACACACCGGAGAGAAACCAUAUCUGUGCGCCCACUGCGGGAAGAGCUUCUCUGAUCCACGUACUUUUAAAUUGCAUAAGCGAGUCCACACCGGAGAAAAACCAUAUCACUGCAGCAUCUGUGGGAAGAGUUUCGGUAAACAUGGUACAUUUCGAAACCACAAGAGGACUCAUACUGGAGAAAGACCGUUCAAAUGCUCACAGUGUGAAAAGACGUUUGCUCGAUCAGAUGUCCUUAAGGUCCAUCAGCGAGUUCAUACAGGAGAGAAACCUUACUCCUGCUCCAUCUGCGGCGAGAGAUUCGCUUAUUUUGGUAGUUUUCAGGCCCACCAGAACAAACACGCUAAAGAACAAACUACUCCAGAAUCAUCAGAGUGACUUUCAUCAGUCAAUCUGGGAAAGAAAUCUUGUUUGGCUCGUCCUGAAAGUGUUCAUUGAGUUCUUAUUGCCAGUAGGUGGCAGUGAACUUUUUAAUGUUGUGGACUGAUCCAAGUGCUGUAUAUAAUGUAAUGUUUGACUGAGUAGAGCAAUAAUUUUAAAUCAGACAGAACUAUUAAAAAUCAUCCAAAUAAAAUAAUACAAUAAUAUGAUUGCCUAGGUUUCAUAAGGCAUGUUUUAUGUGGUGAAAUGCAUGAUGGAAAGUCAUUGGCCUAGUGAAUAGAGAGUUGGACUCCUAAUCCUAAGGUUGUGGGUUCGAGUCUUGGGACGGCAAUACCACAUCUGAGGUGCUCUUGAGCAAGGCACCGAACCCCAAACUGCUCCCCGGGCACCGCAGCAUAAAUGAUGCCUGUGCAUGUGCGCACACUUUGGAUGGGUUAAAUGCAGAGCACAAAUUCUGAGGGUCACCAUACUUGGCUGAAUGUCACUUCACUUUCACUAGCAAAUCACUCUGCUUUUUCAUUGCUGGACUGGUUUCUUUUCAUCAAGAACGAGCCAUGGUUUAUAAACUAUCCAUUUCGUCACUGUUCUUCAAGAGCUUUUAUGUGUAGUGUAAUGUUGGCAGAAACAAAUCCACUGAAAGGAAAAGUUUGUUGGUUUUGUGGCAGCUACUUGAACUUCACUGUAAUGUCAAAUAGAAUUAAAGAUCAGAUAGAAUUAAUUUGUAUGUUUAUAAUAUUUGGAAUUAUGACCACACAAAACUGUCACGGCUUCUUUUAGCAGUUUUAAUAUUGCCACAUCAUGGCUAGAAAUGACAGUUUUUUUUUUACUUUAAUUUGCAUAAGAAAGUCAAAGUCCAUUUCAAGUAGAGUUUGUCAAGCUAAUAUUUCAAACAUCAGAGACGAACUGUGCACUGAAAUCGCAUACUGUGAGUAGGAUGUACAUUUG